AUGCUUCUACGAAGAUGUUCGUUAGGCAACAGUAGAACUGAUAGUAGUAGUUGCAAAGCAGAUGAAGUAGGUGUUGAUGUUGAGAUGAGUUGUGAUAGUAGUGGUAGUAGCAAUAGUAGUAGCAGUAGUAGUAGUAGUAAUGGCUGUGGUAACUGCAUGGAUGGGGUAAAAUAA
Molecule: messenger RNA, 174 nt
Organism: Brugia malayi
Lineage: Eukaryota; Metazoa; Nematoda; Chromadorea; Rhabditida; Onchocercidae
Exons: 1
Coding region: 1-174 (57 amino acids)
Source: RefSeq, a predicted model, not a curated record